Messenger RNA from Lactuca saligna, 444 nucleotides. Lineage: Eukaryota; Viridiplantae; Streptophyta; Magnoliopsida; Asterales; Asteraceae. The record is from the annotation of a GenBank genome assembly.
AUGAAAAUAUUCUUUUUCUUAUAUUGUUUCCUUGUAAUCACAACUUAUGCAUCUACAACAUCUCCACCCACAAAGGCAUCAUCCAAAGAUAAUAUUUCAGUAGGUCGAUCACAAGAUGUGAGAAUCGUAAAUGAUAUUAAAGAUCCAAUUGUCGUCCAUGUACGAUCAAAAAAUGAUGAUCUUGGAAAAACUACACUUGCAUAUAGAGCUGAAAAACGUGUGAAGUUCCAAGAAAAUCUGUUUGGGGGUACUCUAUUUCAUGCUGAUUUCUAUUGGAAAUCCAAGACUGCAGCCUUUGUCAUUUUUGAUCAAAAAAUACGUCACAGAUACUGUGAAGGAGGUGUGGAUAACAUGUGUAAGUGGUCCAUGCGAGAAGAUGGAUUCUACCUGUCAGGCAAUGGCAAGCCUAAUGACCCUGCAACCAAGUUACAUGAUUGGUCAUGA